GCAACGUGCACACUGCUCUCCCUCCAACCACCCUUAUACCUCCCCCCCCACCGACCAUGUCGCGAUGAUGCCAGCCGGUCUGCACAUUCGCAAGCCGUUUGCGGCUUCGUUCGCCGGACUGCUCUUGGUCUCAGCAUACUUGGACCUGUCGACGCCCAAGAUUCCUCAAUAUGGGCAAAGCGACAAGGGCUUGCACUUGGUCACGUUUCUGCUGCUCACAACUACGUUCUACUGGGCUGUAGAGCUACCACGACGAAGAUGUAUACAUCUCACAUUGCUUGGAUGCACAGCUGGUCUCGGCAUCGGGUCUGAGGUCCUGCAAGGUCUACUCCCCACUGGCCGCGACUUCGAUCCUUAUGACAUUCUUGCGAAUGUUGUAGGCUCAGGGUCCGCGCUUAUUUUGUGCUCCUGGUAUCACAAGCGCAUGCUGGAGCGAAGACGGAAGAACAAGCAUUAUGACAUUGUGCCUGGAGAGGAAGGAGAUCUAGGAGAUGAGGAGCGCGAUGUCGAGCUCGGCGAAGGACCCGGUCUGGGAGCGCAGGAAAGUGGAACCAUCUCCGCCGAGCAUACGAAUGGCCAGCCUACGACGGGUGAAGCAGCGAAGACCAAUGUCACGGAAGAGCUAGAUAAUUGGGAUGAAAAUGAAGAAGACUGGGAGGAGGAAGGCGCCGAAGGGGCAAGAGUGACGGCUGGAGCUGGUGCCGAAGAGGAGCCUGCUAAGAAGCGAACGGAUUGAGAUGACAUGAUAGUAAGAC
Molecule: messenger RNA, 755 nt
Organism: Pseudocercospora fijiensis CIRAD86
Lineage: Eukaryota; Fungi; Ascomycota; Dothideomycetes; Mycosphaerellales; Mycosphaerellaceae
Exons: 3
Coding region: 65-736 (223 amino acids)
Source: RefSeq, a predicted model, not a curated record